GGGAAGAGUCGGAGCAGAUUUUAUCCAGUCGAUGACAGUCGAUCUCUGCUGAGAAAAGCUUUUGCUUCUUUGCUGUUAUUUGUUUGUUUUGCCGUCCCCACCUCGACCUUUGGACUGAUCUCCAGGACCAUGGACAGCACACUGGAAAGACUGGACGCUGCAGGAUUUUUACAGAUCUGGCAACAUUUUGACAAAGAUGAUAACGGCUACAUCCAUGGAAAAGAACUGGAUGCCUUUUUUAAGCACAUCUUGCAAAAACUUGGAAUGAAGAAACAGGAGAUAACGGAAGACGCAGUCAGAGGACUAAGGGAAAGACUGGUGUCUGGCUGUGGAUCUGCUGCUGAUGAACGCCUGCAGAUUCAAGAGUUGGCUACCGUGAUGCUUCCUGAGGAGGAGAACUUCCUGCUUUUGUUCCGUCGUGAGACGCCGCUGGACAACAGCGUGGAGUUCAUGAGGAUCUGGAGAAACUACGAUGCAGACAGCAGUGGCUACAUCUCAGCCAACGAGCUCAAGGGGUUUCUUCAGGACCUGUUCAUCCAGCACAGGAAGUCCAUCACCCCCGAAAAGCUGGAGGAGUACACGGACACCAUGAUGAAAAUGUUCGACAAAAACAGAGACGGCCGACUGGAUUUAAACGACCUGGCCAGGAUUUUGUCCUUAAAAGAAAACUUCUUACUGAAAUUUAAGAUGGAUGCCUGCAGUCAGGAGGACAGAAAGCGGGACUUUGAGAAGAUUUUUGCUCACUAUGAUGUUAGUAAAACAGGAGAAUUAGAGGGUCCUGAAGUGGAUGGAUUUGUCAAGGAUAUGAUGGAGCUGGUAAAGCCCAGCAUCAGUGGAACAGAACUGGACAAAUUCAGAAACGCCCUGAUGGGUCACUGUGACAUCAACAGAGACGGAAAAAUCCAGAAGAACGAGUUGGCACUCUGCCUGGGUCUUAAACUCAGCUAACAGACCCUGGCGACACUCACAGGAGGCGUUUUCAUCCAAACAUGUGUCCUUCCUCUCAGUUCUCUUUUCCUCGUACCAUUUUUAUGUUUGAUUAAACUCUGUCCCUUUCUUCUCUCCCUCCUAUCAGUAAUAAUAUGUUUUUCUCUUCUUCCCUUCACAUUGUGUGUUUCUGUCCCUGUCUCACUUCAGAUGUUAGGCUGCAGUGUGUUCAUCUAUUGCAUCAGUAACAGAACCAAGAUCUCAUAAUUGUACAUAUUUCUUUACUUUAAUAUUUAUGCAUCAGGGAAAAUAAUGUGCUUUAAUUGCAGCUGUGAUCAUGUUUCUUGUGAUUUGCAUGACAUGUCGCUGUGGUGUUGUAAUACAGUUCAGAAAAGUUUUUGCAUGAAUGAAAACAGUUACAAAAUUAUGGUUAAUAUUAUUUAUUAAAAUGUCUUCAUGGAUCCCUUCCUCUUGUACAAGAAUACGAAACGGAAUGUUUGUUUUGAUUUAAAUGUUUAAAUAAAAACUUUGAUAAA
Molecule: messenger RNA, 1463 nt
Organism: Menidia menidia (Atlantic silverside)
Lineage: Eukaryota; Metazoa; Chordata; Actinopteri; Atheriniformes; Atherinopsidae
Source: the annotation of a GenBank genome assembly